This is a messenger RNA of Acanthosepion pharaonis, 660 nucleotides long. NCBI's taxonomy places the organism in Eukaryota, Metazoa, Mollusca, Cephalopoda, Sepiida, Sepiidae. The record is from the annotation of a GenBank genome assembly.
AUGUUCUUUAAAGUUCUUUCCAUGAAUUGUAAUUUCUUCUCUCAUUUUCGGAAAUUUUUUUCUUUUUUCCUUCCUUCCUUCCUUCCUUUCUUUCCUUCAUUUCUUCCUUUUUUUCUUCCUUUCUUCUUCCUUCCUUUCUUUUUUUUUCUUUCUUCUUUCUUUAUUUCUUUCUUUUUAUUUUUUUUUCCUUUUUCUUUCGUUUUUCUUUUUGAAUUUUUUCUUUUCUUUCUUUCUUUCUUUUCCUUUCUUUCUUUUUCUUUUUUUUUAAAAUUUUUUCCUUUUUUAAAUUUUUUCCUUCUUAAUUCCUUAUUUCCCUUUUUUUCUUUUCCUUCCUUUCUUUUUUUUUCAUUUUCUUUCUUUUCUUUCUUUCCUUUCUUUUUUUUUAUCUUUUUUCUUUUUUUUUUUUCUUUUUCUUUUUGUUUUUUUUCUUUUUUUUCCUUUUUUCCUUUUUUCCUUUUCCUUUUUUCUUUCCUUUUUUCUUUCUUUUCUUUCUUUUUUCUUCCUUUUAUUUUUAUAGUUUCCAUCCUUUCUUUUUCAAUUCCUUCUUUUCUUUUCUUCCUUUUUUCUUUCCUUUUUUCUUUCUUUCUUCUUUCAUUUCUUAAUUAUUUAUUUUAUUUCUUCCUUCCUUCAUUCUUCCUUAAAUUUUCCUUCCUUUUUUAA